This is a messenger RNA of Amyelois transitella, 407 nucleotides long. It is a transcript of the gene Nop10, whose product is annotated as H/ACA ribonucleoprotein complex subunit 3. The record is from RefSeq and is a predicted model, not a curated record. Gene Ontology annotation, cellular component: box H/ACA telomerase RNP complex; box H/ACA snoRNP complex. The coding region runs from base 126 to 320 and encodes 64 amino acids. Gene Ontology annotation, molecular function: telomerase RNA binding; box H/ACA snoRNA binding. Gene Ontology annotation, biological process: snRNA pseudouridine synthesis; ribosome biogenesis; rRNA pseudouridine synthesis. Lineage: Eukaryota; Metazoa; Arthropoda; Insecta; Lepidoptera; Pyralidae. The transcript is spliced from 3 exons.
GUAAUCACUACACUACGUUUUGAUCUCUAUUUUGAUUCUGUUGUCUGUUGUUGUUUUGCUUGUGCUGCGCUAUUAAUUUUAACUGUACAUAGAUAGACCUCUGAAGUUUUCUAAAAAAGAACAAGAUGUAUUUACGUUAUUAUUUAAACGAAAAUGGUGACAGACAAUACACAUUGGCGACCGUGGACCCGAAAGGAAAACCUACACUCUCUGCUCAUCCCGCGCGUUUCUCACCUGAAGACAAGUACUCUAGGCAAAGGAUAACGAUCAAGAAGAGAUUUGGCCUCCUCAUUACACAGCAGCCAGAGCCUAUACAUUAAUUGAUUAGGUUCUGUGAAUAGAUUACAAAUGUAUAUUAUAAGUCAGCCAAAUUACCAUUGGUAAAUAAAUGUAAGACCUAAAUUGGA